UCCUUGGCCUGUGAGCAGAGCCGGGAGGCGCCUAGUAGAGACUGGUUUGUGGGGGCGCUAGGGGCCCGGCCUGCGGGUGGAAGCCGCUCCGCUCUGACAUCCCCGCUUCUCCAGGUCGGUGGUGGUUGCUGCACUCGCCCGCCCGCUGCCCACAUGGCCCUGAGAGGCGUCUCCGCGCGGCUGCUGAGCCGCCGACCCCUCCUGUGCUUCCAGCGCGCGUGGGGCUCGGCGGCGGCGUUGACCGAGAAGGGCGGGAAGACACAGAAACGACCGGCCAAAUCCUUUCGUCCUGAGUUUGACUGGAGGGACCCGCUGGUGCUGGAGGAGCAGCUGACAGCUGAUGAGAUCCUCAUCAGGGACACGUUUCGCACCUACUGCCAGGAGCGCCUGAUGCCUCGCAUCCUGCUGGCCAAUCGCAACGAAGUUUUUCACCGGGAGAUCAUCUCAGAGAUGGGGGAGCUUGGUGUGCUGGGUCCCACUAUCAAAGGGUAUGGCUGUGCUGGAGCCUCAUCUGUGGCUUAUGGGCUCCUGGCCCGGGAACUGGAGCGGGUGGACAGCGGCUACAGGUCAACAAUGAGUGUCCAGUCCUCCCUUGUCAUGCACCCCAUCUACGCUUAUGGCAGUGAGGAGCAGCGGCAGAAAUACCUGCCCCGGCUGGCCAAAGGGGAGCUCCUGGGAUGCUUUGGGCUCACAGAACCCAACCAUGGGAGUGACCCUGGCAGCAUGGAGACCAGAGCCCACCACAACCCAUCCAGCAGGAGCUACACCCUCAAUGGGGCCAAGACCUGGAUCACCAACUCGCCUGUGGCUGACCUGUUUGUAGUAUGGGCUCGGUGUGAAGAUAACUGCAUUCGGGGCUUCCUGCUGGAGAAGGGGAUGCGGGGCCUCUCGGCCCCCAAGAUCGAGGGCAAGUUCUCCCUGAGGGCCUCGGCCACGGGUAUGAUUGUCAUGGACGGUGUGGAGGUACCAGAGGAGAACGUGCUGCCCAAUGCCUCUGGGCUGGCGGGUCCCUUUGGCUGCCUAAACAACGCCCGGUAUGGCAUUGCCUGGGGUGCACUUGGAGCUGCUGAGUUCUGUUUGCAUACAGCCCGGCAGUACACCCUGGACAGGAUACAGUUUGGCGUCCCACUGGCCAGGAACCAGCUGAUUCAGAAGAAGCUGGCAGAUAUGCUCACUGAGAUCACAUUGGGCCUUCAUGCCUGCCUGCAGCUUGGCCGCUUGAAGGAUCAAGACAAGGCCACCCCGGAAAUGGUCUCCUUGCUGAAGAGGAACAACUGUGGGAAGGCCCUGGACAUUGCCCGCCAGGCCCGAGACAUGCUGGGGGGAAAUGGGAUUUCUGACGAGUAUCAUGUGAUCCGGCAUGCCAUGAACCUGGAGGCCGUGAACACCUAUGAAGGUACUCACGACAUUCACGCUUUGAUCCUCGGAAGGGCAAUCACAGGGAUCCAGGCAUUCACGGCCAGCAAGUGAAUACACUUCACCUGGGAGCCUGGAUGGUCCCGAACCCCUUCCCAGGAGGUUGCUGUGCUCUGAGCUUACUCAGGGAAGUGGCAGAUGGAGCCAAUUUUUAUGGUGGGAGGUGAGAGACACUGAUUUUUAAAUUUUUUGAAGUCACUCAAAUGUGCUCCUUAAAAAGAAGAUGGGACUCUCUGUACCAAGUUUCUUAAUCCAGUGGACCACACUUACCUUGGAACAGAAGCUUCUCUUGAUGGGGAGCAGGGAGAAAAAAGAGUGACACAGAAGCAAACUCUGUGAGACCUGACCUGGUGUCUGACUAAGUAACCCUCCCCUCGAGUUCCCUGUGUGCCCUCUGACCCUCCUGUCUGAGGGAUAAGUGCCUUAUGCUGGACGCUGGGGCAUAAUGAGGGGGAGAGAGAGAAUAAUACAGUCUGGGAGGAGGGCAAUGGGGGGGCAAUGGGGGAUAUCUAUAAUACGAUGAAAAAUUAAAAACAAAAAAGAGUCUGCA
Messenger RNA from Miniopterus natalensis, 1966 nucleotides. It is a transcript of the gene GCDH, whose product is annotated as glutaryl-CoA dehydrogenase. Gene Ontology annotation, cellular component: mitochondrial inner membrane. Gene Ontology annotation, biological process: fatty acid beta-oxidation using acyl-CoA dehydrogenase; fatty-acyl-CoA biosynthetic process. The record is from RefSeq and is a predicted model, not a curated record. Lineage: Eukaryota; Metazoa; Chordata; Mammalia; Chiroptera; Miniopteridae. Gene Ontology annotation, molecular function: glutaryl-CoA dehydrogenase activity; flavin adenine dinucleotide binding; fatty-acyl-CoA binding.